Camelina sativa (false flax) is the source of this 1320-nucleotide messenger RNA. RefSeq names its product putative protein phosphatase 2C 10. The record is from RefSeq and is a predicted model, not a curated record. Gene Ontology annotation, molecular function: protein serine/threonine phosphatase activity. Gene Ontology annotation, biological process: protein dephosphorylation. Lineage: Eukaryota; Viridiplantae; Streptophyta; Magnoliopsida; Brassicales; Brassicaceae.
AACAAAACAAAACAGCAAAAAUUGAAGUCUACUUGUCGUCGUCUUCCACUAAUUUCCGUAAUUUUAUCGAAGACUUUUUGAAGCAAGAAGUACAUUUGCAGAGUCUGUCAAUAACCCUUUCUUCACGGUACUGGUAUUACUCCUUUCUUUUAUGUUUUUUUGGAAUCUGGGUUCUCCGAUUUUGAGGGUCUCUUUGUAAUCUUUAAAAAUCAGACAUCUCCUCAUGGCGAAGUUAUGUUGCUUCGGUUCUUCAGACUACGAUCUUGUGGUUGGGAGAGCGUCAACUAGUUCUGGAAAGGGAAGAAACAGCCAAGGAGAGAUUAAAUUCGGUUACAGCUUAGUGAAGGGAAAAGCUAAUCAUCCAAUGGAGGAUUAUCAUGUGUCCAAAUUCAUGAAAGUAGAUGGUAGCGAGCUCGGUUUGUUUGCAAUCUACGACGGUCAUUUGGGUGAACGUGUUCCUGCUUAUCUACAGAAGCAUUUGUUCUCCAAUAUCCUCAAAGAGGAGCUGUUUAGGUAUGAUCCUCACAGAUCUAUAGUUGCUGCCUAUGAGAAGACAGACCAAACCAUUCUGUCACAUACUUCUGACUUAGGCCGUGGUGGCUCAACCGCUGUAACCGCUAUUCUAAUGAAUGGACGACGUUUGUGGGUGGCAAAUGUGGGUGAUUCCCGGGCGGUUCUAUCUCAAGGAGGUCAGGCGAUACAGAUGACUGUCGAUCAUGAGCCACAUACUGAAAGGUUGAGCAUCGAGGAUAGGGGAGGCUUUGUAUCGAACAUGCCAGGAGAUGUCCCUCGGGUUAACGGGCAGCUAGCAGUUUCUCGGGCUUUUGGGGACAAAAGCCUCAAAACACAUCUACGGUCAGAUCCAGACGUUAAAGAUUCAUCUAUAGAUGAUCACACAGAUGUUCUUGUUCUUGCUAGUGACGGUCUAUGGAAGGUGAUGGCUAACCAAGAGGCGGUCGAUAUCGCGAGAAGAAUCAAAGAUCCAUUGAAAGCAGCGAAAGAACUAACUACCGAAGCGCUGAGAAGAGACAGUAGAGAUGAUAUAUCUUGCAUCGUCGUCAGAUUAAGGUGAUGAAAGAUCUUUUGAUACUCAUCAAGAAAAAAGAAAAAAAAAAAAAGGAUGGAACCAUUAAAAAUGGCAGAAACCAUAUAAAAAUAAGUUUGACAUUGAAGAGUAGUAGAAGAUAUUUUUACUUUGUUUUUUUAUAUUUUUUUUACCUUUGGUGUAAAAUGGUUGAUUGGUUUUCGCAAUGUUUGGUAAUUUUAUUGGAUUGACUUGUGGUUUGUGUAAGUGGGAAUGAAUCAUAUGAGAUUUGGACA